GUAACGCCAAAGCUAUUUCUCUGUUGAUAUUAUUUUUAUCGUAAUAUCGAAGUAUUUCUAAUAUUUCAAUAAGAAAUAAUUAUUUCAUAAAUGCAGUAUGGAUUUAUAUCAAUGUUUUCAUAAUUUGUAUUAUGUGUUUCUUUAAUACAAGUGUAUCUAUCGGUCUAAAAAUUAUUGGCGGUAAGGCCAUGUAUUCCAACAUAAAUAUUUUGCUUAUUGGAAACCUAUUGGCCAACAAAGGGCAUUAGGUAGAUAACUCUUAUUCAGUUUAAUCUUCGAAGUGCAUUUUUUCUAAUUUAUUCGACAUGAAUGAUGUACGUGAAAAGGUUGCUGGUUCAUCUUGGGAGAAUAAUGUGGGGCAAAGUGAUUCAUCCCCAGAGCUUCAGUCAAGUCCCAGUGGUAGUGGGGAAACUCCUCAAACACCUGGUACACCAGCUCCAUUGGCACCACAUCUUGCAGCUGACUUACAUCCUGAUCUCAUACAACAAGGUUGGCGAAAAUUUUGGUCAAAGCGUGAAAAUAGGCCCUAUUUCUGGAAUAGAAUAUCUGGAGAGUCCAUGUGGGAAUUACCUGCAUUAAAAAGAGAUUUUGAUCCACUAACUGACCCUUUAGGUAUAUGUCAUGGACCACCUAAUGCAGGAAAUACAACACCAAGUGCUAGUAAAAGACGACCUUCAGAAGACAAUGGCCCACCUCCUAAGAAAUUUAUUCUGGCUGGUCCAUGGGAUAUUGAAGUCCCUACAAAUGUUGUUAUAUAUGAAAGACCUCCUACCAUUUGUCCUCAUCCACAUCCUGAAAUUGAAGGGUUUAGAUUUACACUGGCCAAUAAGUUAAGACAGUGCUAUCAGGAGCUAUGUCACACUAGAGAGAGCAUAGACGCACCAAAGGAUUCUUUUAAUCGUUGGUUAAUGGAGCGCAAAGUUAAUGAUCAGGGUGGUUCAGAUCCCCUACUACCUAGCCACUGCUUUCCAGAAAUAUCAAGAUCAAUGUAUGAAGAAAUAAUGAAUGAUAUCCCAAUAAAGUUGACUCAUCCAAAGUUUACUGGAGAUGCAAGAAAACAAUUAUCAAAGUAUGCAGAAGCUGCAAAAAAAAUGAUUGAAUCCAGGAAUGCAUCCCCUGAGAGCCGGAAAGUAGUAAAGUGGAAUGCUGAAGAUACGUUUCAAUGGCUUCGUAGAACUGUUGGGGCUACAUAUGAUGAUUUUCAGGAUAGGCUAGCUCACUUGCGCAGGCAAUGUCAACCUCAUUUAGCAGAAACUGCUAAAGCAUCUGUUGAAGGAAUAUGUUUAAAAAUAUAUCAUUUAUCAGCUGAAUAUGCAAGAAAAAUAAGGGAAAAGCAUAGUGUACUCCUUAAAGAAAAUGGAAUUCAGGAAAUGCAUGCUCCACUCCAGCAAGCAGCACUGAGAAAGGUGUGGUGCUAUCCGGUGCAAUUCGCCCUUCCUGCCCCACGGCCACCACUUGUUGAGCACUUUCUGGAUAGAGAUCAGGUCUUGCUGCGUUACUUAGGAGAGACACAAGUACUCAACGCCACAUAUCUCCAAAAAUUAGAACAUUUGUACAGAUACAGUUGUUUCGACGACAAAAAGUUUGAGCAAUUUCUGUCCCGCGUGUGGUGCCUACUGCGGCGGUAUGCUGCGUGGGUAGGUGCAGCGGGCGCGGGGGGUGAAGCGCACAUGACACAGAUGUCGCUGCCGGUCCCCGUGCUGGAGUGUCUGCACCGGUGCUUUGGAGUCACCAGUGAAUGCUUCGCAAGCCCGCUGGAUUCGUACUUCCGGCAGUACUGCUCAGCGUUUGCAGAUACGGACUCUUACUUCGGUUCACGUGGUCCUUUUUUGGAGUUGCGUCCGGUUUCUGGGUCGAUGGUGGCUCACCCUCCGUACUGUGAGGAGUUGCUGGAGGCCGCGUUAAGACACAUGGAGCGAUUGUUGCAAGACUCGGCCGAACCGCUCAGUUUUGUAGUGGUGCUUCCCGAGUGGCCCGACAGACAGACACACGCGCUGCACAAACUUCAGGCUAGCCAUUUUAAGCGGAAGCAGGUUGUAAUUCCUGCUUUCGAGCACGAGUAUCGCCACGGAUUUCAACAUGUGCUUCCAAAGAAUGAGAUAUACUUUAGAUGGGGUGGAGGAACGGUAGUUGUAUGGCUACAGAAUGCUGCUGGUUUUGCUCGUUGGGGACCGACUGAGGAAAGGGUGGAAGCAUUACUAGAUGCUUGGAGACCUAAAGCAAAACUAAGAAACUCGGAAGAAUCUGCUCCCCCGCUGCCCAUGACCAAUGAAACCGAACCUACUGCUCAACCACAAACUCCCACAAAUGACAAACGUUAGUUGUUAUUUUUAUAGUCCGCCCAUACUAUAUUGCAAUACAUAAUCAAUUUAUGUAUGACUGUUUCAUGACAUGAGGCUACUAGACAUUUUGUCUAUGGUAAUUUUUCAUGUGUAAAUAAUGAACUUUACAAUGUGGUAUUUGAUAAUUUUGGGCAAAAUUUGGCAUUAUUGUGUAGCAGAUAGUUGUGAUAAAUAUUAAUGAUCCUUUUUUUUUUAUUAAGUAUUUACAUCCAAUCUAAAAUGCAUUUCUUUUAUCGUCACUGUGGUACAAGUCCAUGUUUCUGAAUAAUAUUCCAUUUUUGUGGAAAUAUAAGUACCAGCUUAGAUCAUUUAUACGUCUAGAUAGACUAUGACAGCUGUGAAAACGUCGAAAAAAAAAUUGAGGCUGAAAGUUAACCUCUAUUUUGAGCACUGCACACAACACUAUCACAGUGACAUACAAAUCGCGAGUGUAAGACGUGGCUUUUGACACACACUAAAUAAACCUGGUGUUUCCUUCGGUUGUCCAGCGGAAAGAGGCUCUAUCUCGACAUAUAAAUUAUUUAAGAGUACCAGUUUCAAGAAAGCAUUGCUGCCUUACUAGUGGUUAUAAUGAAGUUAUAAUUUUGACGAUUAUUUCUUAGAUGAAAUAGUCAAAUGAAAUCAUGUAAGAGUACAUUUAUAUAAUUUAUUUGAUUUAAUUAGUGUAAGUAAAACAUGUGUAUAUAUAUAUAUUACAAUAUUAUGUAUAUAGUUAAGAUAAUAUUUAGUUUUAUAAUCUGGUGGCAGUAUUCACAAACAAUAACCUACUUUAGAUAGUUUAAUAGACAUCAUUGAUUUAAAUAUAUUAUACUGUUUGUGAAUACAGGUGUUAGCUUGUUUAAUGAAAAGCCUUUUUUACUGUUGUAUAGUUCUAUAAGACA
This is a messenger RNA of Leptidea sinapis, 3223 nucleotides long. It is a transcript of the gene Pcif1, whose product is annotated as mRNA (2'-O-methyladenosine-N(6)-)-methyltransferase. Gene Ontology annotation, cellular component: nucleus. Gene Ontology annotation, molecular function: mRNA (2'-O-methyladenosine-N6-)-methyltransferase activity; RNA polymerase II C-terminal domain binding. NCBI's taxonomy places the organism in Eukaryota, Metazoa, Arthropoda, Insecta, Lepidoptera, Pieridae. The record is from RefSeq and is a predicted model, not a curated record. The transcript has 7 exons. The coding region runs from base 306 to 2321 and encodes 671 amino acids.